Messenger RNA from Knipowitschia caucasica, 318 nucleotides. NCBI's taxonomy places the organism in Eukaryota, Metazoa, Chordata, Actinopteri, Gobiiformes, Gobiidae. The record is from the annotation of a GenBank genome assembly.
AUGAGUCUAGGAGGAAGAGAGUCCACAGGUGCAGACGGAGGAGAGAAGAGUACACAGGUGCCAGAUGCGGGGACGGAGAGAGAGAGUACACGGUGCAGACGGUGGGAGAGAGUACACAGGUUGCAGACGUGGAGAGAGUACAAGGUGCAGAGGAGGAGAGAUACACAGGUGCAGCCGGAGGAUGAGAGGAGACAGGAGGUAGAGAGGUCCCACAGAGUGCAAGACGGAGGAGAGAGUUACACAGGGUGCAGACGGGGGAGAGGAGUACACAGUGCAGACGGGGGAGGAGAGUACACAGUGCAGACGGGGGAGGUGUAA